Messenger RNA from Saccoglossus kowalevskii, 1259 nucleotides. RefSeq names its product SPARC-related modular calcium-binding protein 2-like. Lineage: Eukaryota; Metazoa; Hemichordata; Enteropneusta; Harrimaniidae. Gene Ontology annotation, molecular function: serine-type endopeptidase inhibitor activity; protein binding. The record is from RefSeq and is a predicted model, not a curated record.
UGCAAUGCCAUCAAUUAUGAAACAAGAAGUGAAGGAUCCAAAAGAUUGUGGUCCAUGUCCCAGACAAUAUGAUCCUGUAUGUGGUACAGAUGGUGAGACCUAUAGCAAUGAAUGUAUGCUAAAGUUUGUUGCUUGUAUGGUGGAUGAUCCAACCAUACAAAUAAAUUAUAGAAGUUCUUGUGAUGAUGUUACUCAUGAAAGAAGACAACUUGGGCCAUGUACAAAAGAGGUCAAGAAGUUAAUGGGUAGAUUUGGUAUGAAUCCAGUUGGUUCAAAGGUACCCCAGUGUGAUGAAAAUGGUUAUUUCCGCAAACAACAAUGUUGGGGAUCCACUGGUACAUGCUGGUGUUCAGACUUACAGGGACAUGAAAUUGACUGUGACUAAACAAGUAUGAAAACAUAUAUGGUCAAUAUACAAAAACUGUACUAAUGUGUUAAGUACGCAAGAUGCAAGACUCCAUCGUUUUGAUGUUUAAGCCUUUUCACCGAGUUUUAAGUUCCUUAAUUUGGCAGAGAAACAAGGAGUCCUAUUGUUAAUUUACAUUUUCAUGUGGAUUUAAUUUAGCGCAACAACACGAUAGUGAAAUUGAAAUCUAGUGAGUAAUUAAUACCUUACUAUCUUUUUGGCUGUGAAUACAGUUGUAUCUGUUGCCCUGAUCUAAUGAAUUUCUUGAUAGUAGUGUGCUGAUUGGCUGUUUAACAUUUAAGAGAAAAAAAAAAUUUAAUUGAACCUCAAUGAAAAAUGGCUGCCAAAAUUUUCAUUCAUUUAAUUGAACCUUUCCCUCAUAUCAAGAAUUUGUAGUAUUUUUUACUAGUUAUCUGCCUCCAUUUGUUAAACACUACAAUUAAAGUCCAUCAUAUAUAUGCAGUCUUUAUGUGUAAUAUAAGGCCAGUGGCCCAAAAUACAUAAAUAUAUACAAAUCUAAAGUUGGUAAAUUACUAUUUACAUCGCAUCUUAGUCUUAAAGAAUGAAAUAAAAAAGCUGACAAUCUUUUGAGUAAAGUGGCAUUUACAGGUCAUUAAUUGGAAAAAUUUUUGCACUGAUGGAGACAGAAAGUAAUAAUGUCAUAAUACUUACUUUCGACACUUUUGUGGUGACCCAAAUGCCCACUAUGCUCGAUGGGAGUUAGCAUAGGUCAUCGUCUGUCAAGUCUUUAGAUUUAUCUACCCGACUGAUUAUUUAAUAGUUAUAUGUAAUGACAGUGGAGCGAUUGUAUGUAGUUAUUCAUUAAAAUUUCACAUAUUUUGUGUAAAACAAA